Molecule: messenger RNA, 612 nt
Organism: Acanthoscelides obtectus
Lineage: Eukaryota; Metazoa; Arthropoda; Insecta; Coleoptera; Chrysomelidae
Source: the annotation of a GenBank genome assembly
AUGCGUCACAAGCAACUACAAAUGCUAAAAUGCGGAUAUUUGCCCCCACCUACUACAGAGGAGGACGUGGCUGGUCGGAUGGGAGUUCCAUUUGCUUUAGCACGGAAAUUAGGAGGGGUGGACAAACUAUGGAAGUAUGUUCCACCCGAGCAAUGGGGCAAGUAUGUCAAGACAUCCGACUGCUUCCUCCCACUCUCGGGCAAUGGUUAUUUACGGCAGACGAACCUGCGGGCGGCAAUCACGUGGAGCACUGAACAAGUGCCUCCAUUUCACGGAGAGAAGAGAUCGCGGCUACCAGAUCGCAUGCUGUACGUCUUCAUGGGGAAUGGGGCUGGGAAAACACACCUGAGCAGGAUUCACCCAAGAGCACAAGAUUUGGACUGUGUUUGGAUGAAUGUGGAGGGGUCGAUGCGGAUUAGGGAAGAUGCGGCUUGGUCCAAGAGCUGCUUGGAACCAUUCACAUCGAGGGCUCAAGAGAUGUUGGCUAUCGCCAGAAGCCGAACACCCAUCGUGCUUGGGCAGAUGGACCCCGACAUCGUACUCAAGGCGGCUAAGCAGAUUGGCAUUUCGGUAGAAGUGAUAGCUUAUGACCCUGGAGAGACUUGCGCGUAG